AUGAUGCAGUCGCACCUGCCUUCCCCGGCGAGGUUGGGGCUCACAGCCUCGUCGCCGUCGCUCCCGCCCAAUCCGGUCCCCUUGAAUCCCACGUCAUCGCCUCCACACGGCAGUCUGCCCUCGAGUGCAGCCGCUGGCGCCAGCGCGGCCCCAACCCUAACCACCUCGCCGUCGCUGCUACCGCUCCUGCCGCCGCUUCCGCGCGCGCAAUCGCUGCUCCAGCUUAUAUCUUCGCUCGCUUCCAACCUCUUCGAGCUCUCGCCCAACCGCGCCGCGUGGAUCCAAGCGUACCGGGGGUCGUUCCCCACCUUCCUCCCAUCGGCGUCCUCCUCCUCGCCGCCGCUGCCAACCCCGAUCUCCUCCACCAAGGACGCGCUUUCUCUUCUCACCACCCUGCAGACGCAGCUCUUCGAGGCCGUCGCCGAGCUGCAAGAGACCCUCGACCUGCAGGAUGCGCGCGCGCGCCUUGCCCGCGAGGCGCGUGCCAAGGAUGCUGCGCUGCUAGCCUUUGCGAAGAAGCUGCACGAGGCUCACCAAGUACUUGACCGCCUCGUCGACGACUACGCUGACUACCGCCGCGAUCCCAAACGCCCGCGUGGCGCCGCUGCUGCUGACGACCUCGAGCCAGCGUCGGAGGGCGACUUCGGCACGUCCCUCCACUCCGGCCUUAAGCUGGAUGACAUCCUGACCUAUGCGCACCGCAUAAGUUACACAACCUUUGCUCCGCCGGAGCAUGGUGCUGGGCUGCCUCUCCGUGUCAGCCUGCCACCUGUACCACAGGAAAAUCAGAUGAGGGCAUCGCAGCUCUAUCUGUUUGCUGAUUUGGAUGUAGGGGUGCCCAAGAAGCCAUUGGAUGCGAAGGAGGGGAUCGCAGCAGAAGUGGAGGCUGCACCACUGUAUGAACCACCACAGGAGGGGCCAUCGAGGCUACCAAACACCUUGCCACCCAUGUUCCCGAAGGAGCUAAAGCCACCGCCGGGAUGGAAGCCUGGUGACCCGAUCACGCUGCCACCUGACGAGAUAUUACCUGGUAUCAAGGGCGAAGAGCCACAGGCCCCUGUGCCGCAGCCACCUGUUGCAGUGCGACCAGUGGUGCCAAUGGGCCAAGAGCCAAUACAGGUCCAGCCUGUGCAGCUUGAUUUUGAUAGCAGUAGUAGUGAUGAGUACAGUAGUGAUGAUGGGAGCUCAGAAGAAGAUGAUGAGGAUUAA
Miscanthus lutarioriparius is the source of this 1209-nucleotide messenger RNA. NCBI's taxonomy places the organism in Eukaryota, Viridiplantae, Streptophyta, Magnoliopsida, Poales, Poaceae. The record is from the annotation of a GenBank genome assembly.